Molecule: messenger RNA, 1774 nt
Organism: Arachis stenosperma
Lineage: Eukaryota; Viridiplantae; Streptophyta; Magnoliopsida; Fabales; Fabaceae
Product: myb family transcription factor EFM
Exons: 4
Coding region: 139-1497 (452 amino acids)
Biological process (GO): regulation of DNA-templated transcription
Molecular function (GO): DNA binding; DNA-binding transcription factor activity
Source: RefSeq, a predicted model, not a curated record
GGAAGACCAUCCUCCCCUCCCUCCCUCUCUCUCUCUCUUGUGUGUGACAAGACGCCAAACACCCUCUUUUCUUUCCUCUUGUUUCUUUCUUCUCUUCAACUAACUGACACUAGUAUUAGCAGUGUUUUGGUUAUAUAUAUGGCAUCACCAUCGGAACUAAGCCUUGAUUGCAAGCCACACAGCUACUCCAUGUUGCUCAAAUCCUUUGGAGAUCAUAAUAAUAGUAACAGUAAUGAUCAAGAGCAGAGUCAGAGCUACAAGAUUGAGGAGUUCCUCUCCCGUCUUGAGGAAGAACGUCUCAAGAUCGAUGCCUUCAAGCGCGAGCUUCCUCUCUGCAUGCAGCUACUCACCAACGCUAUGGAGGCGUCAAGGCAGCAACUGCAGGCCUUCAACCAAGGAACAACAAGGCCGGUGCUGGAAGAAUUCAUUCCCAUAAAGCACUCGGAAAUCUCCGAGAAGGAGGCGCCGUCUUCCAUGAACAUGAUGAUGAGUGAUAACAAGGCUAAUUGGAUGACUUCUGCUCAACUAUGGAGCCAAUCAAGCCAAGAAGUAACGACAAGGGCCGCCACUCCUCCUCCUUCAAAAGAUGCUGAUAAUAACAAUAAUAUUGGAUUCAUGAGCAUGAGCCCCAACAAGCACAGGAACGGGGGCAGUGGAGGAGCCUUCCUGCCGUUCUCCAAGGAACGGAGGAACAACAACAACAACAACUCUUGUGCAUUGGGAGGUGAGCUGGCACUUGCUUCCCCUGACAAGGAAAUGCUCAUCAUGGAUGAUGAUAAUAAUAAUAAUAAUAAUAAUAAAAGAGACCAUUCCUCAUCAAAUGAUCAGGGAAAAGGAACUACUACUAGUAGUGCUACUCCACCUCCAUCUACCACCACCACCUCUCAAACACACAGGAAAGCAAGAAGGUGCUGGUCACCCGACCUGCACCGUAGAUUUGUUAAUGCUCUUCAAAUGCUAGGCGGAUCUCAAGUGGCGACACCAAAACAGAUAAGGGAGUUGAUGAAGGUUGACGGUUUGACCAAUGAUGAAGUGAAAAGCCAUCUCCAGAAAUAUAGGCUCCACACGAGAAGACCAAGCCCAAGCCCACAACCAGGUGCACCAGCACCGCAGCUUGUGGUCCUAGGAGGAAUCUGGGUCCCACCAGAGUACGCCACAGCUGCCGGAGCCCCUGCCGCCAUCUACGGUGCUCAUCACCCCGCCUCCCACGCCCCGCCACCGCACUACUGCGCGGCCACCCCAAUGCCUCAGGAGUUCUACACGGCGGCUCCACCUCAGCCGCUGCUUCCGCCUCCGCCUCCUCCGCACCACCUGCACAUGUACAAGGCGGCUGGACAGAAUAGCUCCCCGGAGUCGGAGGUAGGAGGAUGCGGAGAGCGGUCGGAGAGCAUCGAGGAUGGGAAAUCGGAGAGUAGUAGCUGGAAGGGUGAGAGUGAAGGAGAGAGGAAAGGGUUGAAUGAGGAGAGUAAUUGCAGUGACAUCACUCUCAAAUUCUAGCUUCAUUAAAUUAAUUAGGGGUUAUGCACAAAUUAGGGUUAUGUUUUUGCAUGCUCCUAUCCCAUUCCCAUCCCAUGCAUAAUCUUGCUCUCGCUUCAUCAUAUCAUUCAUCAUCAUUAUUAUUAUUAUUAUUAUUAUUAUUAUUAUUAUUAUUAUUAUUAUUAUUAUUAUUAGUACUGAGUAGGUAUACGUUUUGUGUAGUAGCUAGAGAGUAGAGAGGGGAGGAAAGGGCAUAAAAGUGAGCAUUUGUUUUGUUUCGGUAUGUAUAAUUUGAAUG